Messenger RNA from Nomascus leucogenys (northern white-cheeked gibbon), 1386 nucleotides. RefSeq names its product zinc finger protein 414 (gene ZNF414). Lineage: Eukaryota; Metazoa; Chordata; Mammalia; Primates; Hylobatidae. The record is from RefSeq and is a predicted model, not a curated record.
GAGAGCUGAGAGGCGGAAAAUGGCGCUGACGUGAGCGCGAGCUCGCACUGCCCAGAGGGUGGCCGCCGCCUAAGCUGCAGCCGCCGGAGCCGCAGAAACAAGAGGCAGAGCGGUGUCGAAGAUGGAGGAGAAACCCUCAGGGCCCAGCCCGGACAUGCUGGCCACUGCAGAGCCCAGCUCCAGUGAGACCGACAAGGAGGUGUUGUCCCCGGCUGUGCCAGCUGCAGCCCCCUCCUCCAUGUCGGAGGAGCCAGGCCCUGAGCAGACAGCCACACCGCCAGUGUGGGAACGUGGAGGGGCUGGAGUGAUGCAGCAGGGCUCCUCCCCAGCCCCAGACAGCUGCCAGCCUGGCCCCGGACCCAGCCCUGGCCUGACCAGCGAGGACCUGCGGCCUCCCAGACGACGCCCACCUCCAGGGAAGCAAAUCCCUUGCUCCAGCCCUGGCUGCUGCCUCAGUUUUCCCAGCAUCCGUGACCUGGCACAGCAUCUGCGAACCCACUGCCCACCCACACAGUCUCUGGAAGGCAAGCUCUUCCGCUGCGCAGCCCUGAGCUGCACCGAGACCUUCCCCAGCAUGCAGGAGCUGGUGGCUCACAGCAAACUGCACUACAAACCCAAUCGCUACUUCAAGUGUGAGAACUGCCUCCUGCGCUUCCGCACGCACCGCUCGCUCUUCAAGCACCUGCAUGUUUGCGCGGAGCAUGCGCAGAGCCCAGCCCCGCCACCACCCCCGGCCCUGGACCGAGAGCAGCCCGCGCCCGAGCGCCCCCCGGAGGUUGACCCCGCGUCAGCGCCGGGCCUGCCGUUCCCGCUGCUGGAACCCUUCACGACCCCCGCCCCUGCCCCCACUGGACCUUUCCUGCCGUACUUGAACCCUGCGCCCUUUGGCCUAAGCCCCCCGCGCCUGCGCCCCUUCCUGGCCGCUGCACCCGGGCCGCCGGCUUCCAGCGCCGCCGUCUGGAAAAAGGGCCAAGGUGCUGGCAGCAGCCCCCGAAGACCCCAGGGCGGCUCCGACGCGCCCUCAGGGCACGCGGCCCCGAGCCGCAUCGUGUGGGAGCACACACGCGGCCGCUACUCGUGCAUGCAGUGCGCCUUCUCCACGGCCUCGCGGCCCGCCAUGACCCUGCACCUGGAGGACCACCGCCCCGGCGCCCCCGCGGCCCCCGCGGCCGGGCCGCCGCGCCCCGACGCCCCCGCGGAUCCGGCCCCGCUUGCACCCAAAGUGUCGCCGCUGCUGUCAGAGGGGGAGCUUCCAGUGUUCUCGCAGCUCUGAACCCUGCCGCUUUGGGGGUGGGCCAUGGGAUGUGGGUAGUUUUGUCAUUUGGAGGUGGCUGCAGGGAAGGGGGGCUGGGGGUGGACAAUAAAGAAGGCGCCAUGAGCCAGCCU